CAGCCAGACUAUUAACUGUCUUACAUCACAGUAGAGGUUAUAGCUGAACAAGUGACACACACGACACAGGGGCAGUUUUACAUCCUCACAUCCUAAGAGUGUCCCUAGGCUAGGCACCAGAACCAACACGGAUAAAGCACUUACUGCAAAUAAGCUUAAUGAUGGCUUCAAAUGGAACCCCAAAUUUCUCUUUAGAUUGUGGAAUUAAUCAAAAAGCAUGGGAAGAAGCUCUUCCAGCUCUCUAUUUCAUUAUUUUCCCACCCGCUCUUCUGCUGAACCUUAUAGUAGCUUGGAUAUGUUUACACAUCCAGUCCAACUCUACUUUCAUGGUGUACCUGAAGCACUUGGUGGCGGCUGACCUCCUCAUGACUUUGACCUUCCCCAUCCGAGGUGCCAGUGAAAUCCCAGGAGCUUCCCCGGGGCUGCAUGCUUUCGCCUGCCGAUUCUCAAGUGUCUUCUUCUACCUAGCCAUGAACAUGAGUGUGAUUUUGAUGGGACUCAUCAGCCUUGACCGCUACUUAAAGAUUGUGAGAUCUGGAGGUGGUGUUCUGUGUCAGAACCUACUUUUUAGUAAUGUCUUAUCAUUCCUUUUCUGGAUUGGGUUGAUUGGCUCUAAUUCAUUACCAAUUAUUAUCACAUCAGACCAAGACCCUACGAAUAAGACCGGAGAGUUCUGCAUGGCCAUGAAAAGUGAACUAGGACUUUCUUGGCACGAGGGAGUCGUCAUCUGCGGCAAAGUGAUUUUUUGGACAGUGUGCAUUAUAAUUGUGGUUUGUUACACCUGCAUUGCUAAGACGGUUUUGGAGUCAUAUCAAAGGUCUCGCGGCAACAACGACAAGCGGAAGCGUAAAGCAAAGCUCCGGGUUUUUCUAAUUCUUCUCGUAUUUUUUAUCUGUUACGUACCUUACCACUCUAUCCGAAUUCCUUAUACUAAGCUACAGGUUCAAAGCAAUGACACGUGUACCAAGCUUUCACUUAAAAUUGGUAAGGACUUCACCCUCUGGCUCUCAGCUCUAAAUGUGUGCCUGGACCCCCUGAUCUACUUUUUUCUCUGCAGGGCUUUCAGGGAAAAGUUUUGGGAGAAGGUUGAUCUUAAAAGAUUUGGAAAAAACAAUGAUGCAUGUCAGUCCUCGGAUACUUCACUCUAAACUUAAUGUAAAGACAGUGAAUGUAUUUUUUUUUUUAACAAUUGCAUUUUAUAGAACGCACUGGUGAUGUACAGCUUCAAGUACAGCUGUGUUACAUUUUGUAAAUAACUGCCAUGGCAUGACAGUGUGUAACGAAUCAUUGCAGAACACUGAGAGUAAAAUGGUGUUGAAACCACAUCAGGAAGCUAAAAGUUUGCACAGUUUCACACUGGAGACCAGAAUAUAUCUUUCUAUAUCUUUCUUUGCAUCAGGGUUUUUUAUAAUAUAAACAAGUCAGCAAUUUUGCAGCUUUUUUGUAAUGAAUUCAUGGUGUAUUUUUGAUAAUAAUUUUUAUUGGACAAAAGGUCUAAAGGUCUAAGAGCUGGUCUGUAGUAUGUGUGAAAAACUGACCAAAGAAAACCUGUUUAGAAACAAAUAUUGUAACAUUUGUUAAUAUAUUUGCUACAAUAUGAGCUCAUAUGCAUUAAUAAGCAUGUAAUUGUGUUUAAUUUAGACAAAUGCUUGUACUGCAUUAAAAGCUAUUGCACUUGUAUUUGUAAUGCAUGAAGUGUAUCUAAUAAAGUUUUAU
This is a messenger RNA of Pangasianodon hypophthalmus (striped catfish), 1716 nucleotides long. Its product is annotated as P2Y purinoceptor 13-like. The transcript is spliced from 3 exons. Lineage: Eukaryota; Metazoa; Chordata; Actinopteri; Siluriformes; Pangasiidae. Gene Ontology annotation, cellular component: membrane. Bases 159 to 1148 code for a protein of 329 amino acids. Gene Ontology annotation, molecular function: G protein-coupled purinergic nucleotide receptor activity. The record is from RefSeq and is a predicted model, not a curated record. Gene Ontology annotation, biological process: G protein-coupled receptor signaling pathway; blood coagulation.